AUGGAGCAACAUAAAUUGGGAAGGGAAUCGCAACUCUGCAACGUAGUUACCAACGAGCAGUUGAAUCAGCAGUUAUCCAAAUUCUGGGAGUUGGAGGGUAUAUCUUACAAAGAGGUAGUUCCUCAUCCAUGCGAUAAUCAGUUCUUGAGAAUGGUGAGACGGAAUUCAAAUGGGCGCUACAUUGUCAACAUUCUUUUCACCGAAGACGUGUCCGAGCUGGGCGAUUUGCGCGGGAUGGCGGAAAAACUCCGCGAAACGAAAACUUGCGAAUUCGCCGGUAUUACACAUAUUUCCAACUUCUAUCUGCCGCAUCACACUGUCGUCAAGACCGUUAGUACAAUCACCAAGAUACGAGUAGUCUUCGAUGGUUCUGCGAAAUCCUCGAUAGGGGUUUCUCUCAAUGAUAUGCAGCAAAUUGGGCCGACAGUUCAGGAAGAUCUUUUAUCUAUUUUAAUCCGCGCAAACACCGUGAAAGAGACAAUUGUGAUCAAGAGGGAGAUAGAUACACUCCUACAAUCGUUGGGUUUAAAUUUACGAAAAUGGGCCUCGCCAACGAACCCUCAAUUGUCAAGAGGCGAGUUCAUAGUCGUGAGCCCCCAACCCGAGAAGGAUCCUCGUACACUUGAUCUAUGCUGA
Messenger RNA from Apis florea (little honeybee), 636 nucleotides. RefSeq lists its product as uncharacterized. Lineage: Eukaryota; Metazoa; Arthropoda; Insecta; Hymenoptera; Apidae. The record is from RefSeq and is a predicted model, not a curated record.